AUGUUUCACCACGCUAUAAAUUGCACCAGGCCCGGGAUCUCAAUUACUUCCAAUGUAGACUCUCCCCUUCCACUGCUGUUACACCAACUAAAUAUGGACAAAUCGAGAUAUGCCCCUCGUACACCAUCCGCCAUCAGUACACCUUUAGACAACUUGAAACAAACUAACGAGGAGAAAUUGAAGGCGGGCAAAGAAAAGGCCGCUCGGCUGUUGGUACGAGUGCAAUGGAAAGCAGAAACAUUAAUGGAUUCAUAUAUUCGAGCUGUCAACAUUGUUAUCGCUCAUGAGCAAGACGGGUUCUCGAACGGCUACCCAGACCAAAAAAAUGCGUCGAAUGACUCGAGAGGUAGGCAGGCGGAGUCGAUGUUCAAGGUAGACUUUUUUGAGUUCUACACUCUCCUAGAACGUUUCAUUUCCGCAUGCCUGGAGACCUUUAAUAUUUAUAUAUCCGGCACGCCUCCACAAACAAACGUGAACGCCUUGCGCUUCGUUACCAAUCCCGGACUCGCAAAGUCGCGCCCCGAAGCAUCUCAUGCGUAUCACGCGAACCUCCUGGAGGCACUCGAAAAGGAGUCUUGUCCACUGCACCAAUCAUUAGGAAACUCUGAAGUGCGGACCCAACUUGGCCUUGCUAAAGACUUCCGCAAUGCGUGGAAGGAUGUGGACGCUGAAAAGUCAUCAGACAGUCAUAACCACCAUCAAGAACGCAGAAAUAUUCGUCUGCAAGACCUGAAUUUACAGAAGAUGCUAGAGUCACUGGUGUUGGGGUGCAUUCAAGCGCAUAGUGUGAUGCAAGGGCGCUCAGGACCAGAGCUCAGCCACAUCACUAGCAAAGACUUCGUCCCUACCACUUAUGGUGCCGAUACUGAUAUGGAGGAUAUUCCGUUUGAAUACAUGGACGAUGCAAUGGAUCUGGACUGA
Molecule: messenger RNA, 921 nt
Organism: Periconia digitata
Lineage: Eukaryota; Fungi; Ascomycota; Dothideomycetes; Pleosporales; Periconiaceae
Source: the annotation of a GenBank genome assembly